GUUGGUAAAGUAUUGGGUGAAGGUGCUGGUGGUUCUGUUCGUGUAAUCACUAGAGAUUCUGAUGGUUUAACCUUUGCUGUUAAAGAAUUUCGUCCAAGAAAAAAAAAUGAAUCGAAAGAGGAAUAUGCUAAAAAGUGUAAUGCUGAAUAUUGUGUUGGUUCAACUUUACAUCAUCCAAACAUAAUCAAAACUUUGGAUAUCCUUCAUAGUUCAGACUCAUCCAAGUUUUUUGAAAUUAUGCAAUAUUGUCCAAUUGACUUUUUUGGCGUUGUUAUGAGUGGUAGAAUGGCAAGAUCUGAAAUCAAUUGCUGCUUCAAACAAAUCGUAAAUGGUGUUAAAUAUCUUCAUUCAAAUGGCCUAGCUCACAGAGACUUAAAAUUAGAUAAUUGUGUGGUCACAUUUGAUGGAAUCGUUAAAAUUAUUGAUUUUGGUUCAGCUUUUGUAUUCAAAUACCCUUAUGAAGAAGUCUCUCACAAGGCUACUGGUGUUGUUGGUAGUGAUCCUUAUCUAGCUCCUGAAGUUUUAUCUCCAAAUAAAUAUGACUGUGAACCUGUUGAUAUUUGGUCAAUUGGUAUCAUUUACUGCUGCAUGACUUUAAGAAGGUUCCCAUGGAGAUGCCCCAAAAGCACUGAUUCAAGUUUUAAAUUAUUUGUCAUGCCUGAUGAACACCCUCAUGAUUAUGUUCAAAGUGCUAAAGACCAUCAUACAUUGCUAACUAAAAGAAAAGGAGAAAAAUUAUUAAAUGAAAAACUGGAAAAAGGGAAAAAGGAAAAGGAGAAACAAAAAGAGAAUAAUGAAAAGAGUGAUAAAAAAAGUGAUAAAGAGACUUUUGUGGAAAAUCCUGAAAUUAAAAUUGAAACCGAUAAGGAUCAAAAAACAGAUGACACUGCUAGUGAAGAGGGUGUUGCUAAAAAUUUAGAAAAAAUGAAAAUAAAUUCAACCGAAAAGCAAACAAGUGUCUCUAUUGAAACUAAUAUUAAAAAGGAUAAAGAUUCUAAAGAUCCUAAAGAUUCUAAAGAUUCUAACAACCCAAAUGAACAUGCAGAUGCAAACAAAAAAUUUAAGCAGCUUCAUGGUCCAUAUAGACUAAUGAGAUUACUUCCACACGCUUCCAGACAAAUAAUAUCAAGAAUUUUAGAAAUAGAUCCUGAAAAAAGAGCAACUAUGAAGGAAAUUUAUGCGGAUCCAUGGUUUCAAUCGAUAUUGUUUUGUUCAGAAGAUGAACAUGAAAAGCCAGUAAAUGCUUUAAAUCAUAACCAUACUAUU
This is a messenger RNA of Ascoidea rubescens DSM 1968, 1266 nucleotides long. It is a transcript of the gene HRK1, whose product is annotated as putative serine/threonine protein kinase HRK1. The transcript is spliced from 2 exons. The annotation marks the transcript as partial. NCBI's taxonomy places the organism in Eukaryota, Fungi, Ascomycota, Saccharomycetes, Ascoideales, Ascoideaceae. Gene Ontology annotation, molecular function: ATP binding; protein serine/threonine kinase activity. The record is from RefSeq and is a predicted model, not a curated record. Gene Ontology annotation, biological process: protein phosphorylation; intracellular signal transduction.